AUGGACCAGCUGGCCCUGACGGCCAAUGGUAAAGUUGACCGACGAGCUCUACCUCCACCCACAUUUACGCCAGCCCACGAUGAGGCCAUUCUUGCGAUUGCAAAAGCAGAGCACACCAUGGCAAAUCGCAUUUGCAGUUUUGUUUGCACAGCAACGAUACUAUCGCAAUUCAGACAAGGGGGUGUCCGCGUUAAGGUGCCGGGGCGCACAGAUUGCUCGGGUCAGCUUGAGGCCAGCGAAGGCGAUAUGUGGGACCGAGAAGAGGCCGCGCUGCAGUCGGCCUUCGCCGCGGUCCUGGGCAGAAAGGCAUCCGAGGCCAGAGCAGGGUGCGGCGUGCCUGUUGCGGCAUCCUUCUUCGCGCUGGGUGGGCACUCCCUCUCCGUGGGACAGCUUGUCAACAGGAUCCGCCGAGAGCUAAGGCUCAACGCUGCCAUUGCGGAUGUCUACAGCGCGCCGAGCGUUCAGCAGCUUGCCGUCCGACUGCUUCCUGCACACACUGCCUCCACCAGAGAUGUGACGGACGCGGGCACACCACCUGCGCCACCUGCGCCAUCUGGCCAGAGCCGCUAUCCUGCCUCCUUCCAGCAGCUGUCGCUCCAACGAAUGUCCAGUGUGAGCACAGCGGCCUCGGCGGCCCUGAACUUGGCAUUUUGCUGCCAUGCCCGAGCCUCAGUGCGGGGAUCACUGGAUGUCUCGGUGCUGCAGGAGGCCUUCCGCGCGCUGUGCGCUCGCCACGACGCCCUCCGCAGCGUCUUCGCUCCUUCGGAGCCUCUUUCAGAGUCCACUGCAGAGUGCACUGCAGAGAAGGAGGCUCAAAACGAAGAGCCGGGUCCGGAGGCUCAGUCUCAGGCAGUUUCUGUCCGUCUCAUUUCGGCGGAGGAUUGCCUGGACUUCCGUCACAUUCCUCACAUCGAAAGCUCGGAGUUUGAGUUGGAUUGGCUCUUGGAUGAGCAGUACAAGGUCUUCGAUCUGGAGGCUGGGCCUCUUUGCAGGGUCCGCAUCUUGCAGGAGAAAGCGGAGGCAGACGCGUGGAUUCUUCACUGGACGCUCCAUCACGUGAGCGCGGACUUGUGGAGCUACACCGUCCUCUUGAAGGACUUGGAAUGGGCCUACGAGUCCUACAAGCUGUCCGGUGCGGUCACUUGGCCGAGCCCGGCCCCACAGUACAGGGACUACGCACUGCAGGAGGCGCAGUGGCUGCGCUCCGAGGAAGGGGAGAGGGGCCGAAGCUACUGGCAACAGAAGCUCCAACGGCCCCCGCCAGUGCUGGAUCUGCCUGGAGCGAUGCCAAGUGGGCCAAGUGAGCGAAAGGCGACCUUCAAGGGUAGCAAACUGGAUUUCGAAGUGUCCGCAGAGCUCUCGGAAGCCCUUCGCGGCCUUGGACAACGUUGCCAAGCCUCACUACACUCUACGCUCCUGACUGCAUGGAUGGUGCUCCUGAGCCGAUAUGGCCAGGAGGAGGACAUCUGCGUUGGUACCCCCAUGGCCUGCCGCACCACUGCGGAGUCUGAAGCGACCGCGGGCUACUUUGCGAACCCUCUUUGCAUCCGCGCCACCGUGACGGGCAGUUAUGAGAAGCUGCUGAGAGAUGUGGCCAAGGACGUGGCAGAGGCCCUGCAGCAUCAGCGGGUGCCGCUCAGCUUUGUUUGCGACGACUUGGGUUUGGAUCUGCGCGGGCUGCUCCAGCCUCUUUUUGUGUUCCAGACUUGCCCGGACGAGCAGUAUCAAUCCUGCUUGCCGUCUUUCUUCAUGGGCCACGAGGGGUCUGAGAUGUCGUUGGGGUCCUUGCGCUUAGAGUCCAUGGGGCUCGGACUGCGCUUUGCCCAAUUCGACUUGGCGCUUGUGCUGGCGACGGCCAUGGAUGGCCACAUCAUCGGCAGCUUCCAGUACAGUACCGCAUCGUACACGCGCGAGGCGACCCUCCGCCUGCAGGUCCAGUACUUGAAAAUUCUGCAAGCCAUGACGAAGGAUCCUUUGAAGGAUGUUGGCCAACUUCCACUCUUUGCGGAAGAGGAUCUGGCAGAGCUACGACGCCGCGUGACGAGCCCGUGGCUUCAGGACCUCCCCAACGAGUCCCUGCCGAGACUCGUGGAGUCACGCGCCGAAGAGAACCCCAGCGCCUUCGCGGUGGUGAGCCCACAGGGGACCUACACCUUCGGCGAGGUGCUCCGGCGCGCGCAGCUCCUGGCCAUGGCCCUGCUCGAGGCACCGACGGGACCCUCAAGGCACGGCUCCAGGCACGGCAGCUUCCAGGCCUGGCCAAACCGAAGUGGUAGCCAAGAGCUCAAGGCCCCCCUGGUGGACCUGGUGGAGUCGGAGUCUGACGACGUGGAAUCCCCCAACUUGCUGGUUGGGCUCAUGGUGAGUCCCGGGCCUUGGAUGGUCUCGGGCCCCUUGGGCGCCUGGAUUGCGGGACGGGGCUACUUUGCCCUGGACUCCUCGCAUCCAACAGAGCGCAUACAGCAGAUGGUCCAGGAUGCCCGGGCCCCAGUGGCACAGCCGCAGUGCCUCGUUUGUGAGCGGCGGGUGCAGUCCGUCGCCAACUCCUUGGGCUGGCCAACCCUCGUGGUGGAGGAGUUGCAAAGCAGGCGCCCAGCAUCACCUUGGCCUUAUCUUGAGGGGGAGGCACAUGCAGUCCUUGUCUUCACAAGUGGCUCUACUGGACGCCCGAAAGGCGUUCUGCUUUCGAUGCGGGCGGUGCUGACGCACAUCUUGUUCAGCAGCCGACACUUCGGCUUCAAACCUGGGCAGGCAGCGCUGCAGCACACGUCAUGGACAUUCGAUGCGCCCAUAUGUGAAAUUUGGCCGGCGUUGCUGUCUGGGGCAACAGUUGUUAUCAGCAAGCGGGACGGCUCGAAGGAUUUUCAGUACCUCGCCUCGUUGAUUGACGAACAGCGGGUCAGCCACGCUCUCUUCGUGCCCUCCUUGCUUGCCGAGAUCCUGGAGCACCAAGCCCUACCUCGGAGUCUGCGGUCCUUGGUUGUGGUGGGUGAGGCCUGCUCCCUCAGCCUAGCCAGGCGCAUUUUGGAGGCCCCGCUGUCCUUGAACAACUUCUAUGGGCCCUCUGAAGCAGGCAUUGGCGCCACCAUUUACGAGGUAGACAAGAUCGGUGCUGUCCCUCGACAUGUGCAGAGCCUGCCCAUCGGGCGACCCGUCACCUGGCACGAGGUGAUCUUGCUGGACCCACAGCUGCGCCCUGCCCUGGGCGACGCGGGGCAGAUCGGCAUCCUGGGCGAGGGCCUCGCCAGCGGAUACCUCCACUUGCCACACGAGACGAAGACGCGGUUCAUCAAGACCCCAGAGGCUAUCCGCGAGGUUCUCCCUCACUGUGGUCCCACGACCUACUUGACGGGGGAUGUGGGCCGCUACUGCCAGGAUGGUAUUCUCGAGUUUGUGGGCCGGCUGGACAGUCAGGUGAAGCUGCGCGGUCAGCGGGUGGAACUUGGGGAGAUCGAGGCGGCGCUCCUCUCGGCGCCUGCCGUGACAGAGGCGGUUGCCCUUGUGCACGCGGACCGGCUCAUCGGAUACUUCUCCACCUUGCAGGGUGUGGAGGAGGGCGAAGCCGUCUCGCAGUGCGUGGACAAAACGCGGCAGCGGCUGCCCAGGUACAUGUGGCCGGAGCUCGUCCACAUCAAGGAGUGGCCAAGAGGUCGCACGGGCAAGGUCGAUCGGAAAGCCUUGCCAGUGCCGACGAUUUGUGUGCAGGACACCGUGGCCCCAAGGUCGUCCUUAGAGAAGAAGAUCCUGGACAUCUUCUGCCAGGUGUUAAGGCGAGAUCCCGCACUGACAUCCGUCCACUCGGACUUCUUCACGCUAGGGGGCACAUCCCUCAAAGCUGCAGCGCUGCUGUCAGCUCUGAGGGCUCAGGUGCCAGAGGCCCUUGCGCUGCAGUUCGAUGAGCUCUACGCCCACCCGGACGUGGCCGGCCUCGCCCAGGUGCUGUCUGGCAGCCGCCAGGUGCUGGUCCUGGGUUGUGCUCCUGUGGAGGGGCUGCUGCCAGCCUCCUUGGGACAAGAGCACAUGCUCGUCCUCCAGGAGCUCCACGAGGGCAGCUCGGCCUACAACUCCCCGCUGAUUCUGAAGUUGGAGGGGAGCUUGAAUAGAUCCGCGCUGUCUGCCGCUCUGGACCGCGUCAUCGCCAGGCACGAUGUGCUACGGAGCAACCUUCUGCGAGACAGCAUCGAUGGUGAGCCUGCCGUGGUCCAGGUCACGACUCCGGCAGCCGAGUUUUCGUGUGACAUGGAGUUCUGGGAUAUCCCGGAUGACACGGCACAGCGACCGCAGCGACGCCGGCUGGGCAGCGGGCAGCGCGUGGUAGAUGACGGAGGAGGAGCCGAGGGUGUGCAGCGAAUGACCUCGUUCCAGCGCAUGGGCUCAUGGUUGGGCAUCAGUGGUGAGUUCCGUUCGGGUCCCGGAGGCACCGGCAACGUGGAGAGGGCGGCGAGUUGGCGGGGCCUCUUCGAGCGUGGCAGGCCACGGCGUCCCAGCUGGUCGCCAGUCUUGUACCAGGGCUACAACUCUCCUCCGUUGCGAUCGCCCAACGAAGAUCGGGAAGACAGGAUGCCCCUUACAGAAAUGUGCAGCACCAGCAGCCUGAGUCUUGGUGAUUUCAGCCGAGCGCAGCAAUGGUCACCCGGGUGUAGCGAGCUGGUGCUAUCCUGGUUGGUGGAGGAGGCCAAGAAGCCCUUUGACCUCCGGGACGAGCCCUUGCUCCGCGUCGUUCUGGCCAAGGCGAGCCCAGAUUGCCACUUCCUGCUGAUCAACAUGCAUCAUGCUGUCACGGACGGACGAUCGCUGUCGAUUCUCAGGCAAGAGCUGACCGCCUUCUACAACCAGGCUGUGCUGAAGCUGGAGGCUCCCAAGCUGCCGGCCUUGUCGAUGCAAUACGCCGACUUUGCAUACUGUCAAAGACAAUGGAUGGCCCAGGGUCGUCUUGAGAGGGAGCUGGCCUUCUGGCGAUCCCAACUUCAGCAGCUACCGGCUCUUCAGCUCCUCACGGACUUCUCCCGGCCUCCACACCUGGCGCUGGAUGGGGGCCAGGUCGCGUUUCAGUUGCAGCCGGCGCUUGCAAACCGGCUUCGCAGCCUGGCGCGGGCCAAGAGCGUCACGCUCUUCACGCUCCUCCUGGGCCUCUUCAGCAUGGCGCUGGGCCGCUGGGCUGCGGCACAGGACCUCGCCGUCGCGUCGCCCGUGGGCCAUCGCCAGGGGAACGCUGUGGAGCCGCUGAUUGGGUACUUUGUGAACACCGUGCUCUUCCGCGUGAACCUGAAGCCUCCAUGCACAUUCGAGGACCUUCUGCAAAGACUCCGUGACACAGUGGUCGGUUCUUUCAAGAACUCUUCAGCUCCUUAUGCAAAGGUGCUGGAGGCAGCUGAACUUGAUCCUGCUGCUGUACCAGCAAUGUUUGUGCUCCAGGACAGGGACGAGACAGUAUGGAGCAUGGAGGGCCUGCGGGUUGAGAAGAUGGACAUCAAGAGGACAGCGGCCCUCUUCGAUGUCACUUGUGAGAUGCAGGAGAUGCCUGGAUCAGCUGGAGGACUCCAGGGGCUCCUGGUCUACAACAAGCAUCUCUGGACAGAAGCGCGUGCCGUGCGCUUUGCCGAAAGCCUGCAGACGAUGGCCUUGGCUGUGGCAGAACAGCCCGGGGUGGACCUGCUCCAUCUUGCAGUCGUCUCCAACAAUGACCGGGCCAGGGUCCUGGAGUGGGGCGGCCACAACCGGCCGCUGCCGUCGCCCGCUCCCCUCGUCAAGGCUUUCAAGGUGCAGCUCCUCCAGUGCCCGCAGGACGUCGCCAUCCUCUCCGGUGACCAGGAAGUGACUUAUAGCGAGUUCGGUGGCCGGGUGGCUGCCUUGGCCUCGGCGUUGCGGUCGGAGCUGCAUUCGGAGGACCCUUCCGAGGAGCUUCUCGUGGCUUUGGUGCUGCCCCGGUCAGUGGACUUGGCAGUGGCAAUCUGGGCAACCCUCAGCAUUGCAGCCGCGUAUGUGCCCAUCGAUCCGGAGUAUCCGGUGGAGCGCAUCGCCCACAUCUUGUCGAACGCCGGGCCGCGCCUGGUCCUAGUUCAAGAGAAGCACGCGCACCUUGCAGGUAGCUUACGUGUCUUCGGGACCUGGCAGUGGCCGAAGACGCCGGCAGGGAACACACAGGAUGGGGUGGAGCUGCUUCAGCAGGCGCCGUCACACCACCUGGCCUAUGUGAUCUACACUUCUGGCUCCACGGGUAGACCCAAGGGAGUUGCAAUCGAGCACCGUUCGGCUGCGAACAUGGUGCAGGAACAGCUGUCGCUCAUGCGCAUUGUCCGGAACGAUCGCGUCCUCCAGUUCUUCAAGCCUGCUUUUGACGGAGCUGUGCAGGAGUACUUGAGCACCUUUCUGGCUGGCGCCGCGCUGGUACUCUGGGGUGAGGGGAGUGAGGAGACCUUUGCGGAUGCCUUGUUGCAGCACCGCUGCACGGCCUGCACCCUGACGCCGUCCGCACUGGCGGUCCUGGACCCCAAGAGGCUGCCACUUCUGUCGAAGCUGGCGGUGGCUGCCGAGGCUUGCCCGCCGAGCUUGGUGGAACUUUGGGCAGAGCGGCCCAAGCGUCGCCUCCUGAACGCAUAUGGCCCCUCGGAGAACACGGUCGUGGCAACCUUUGCCGAGCUGAGCUCCGACAGCAAUGAGAGCUCCAAUGACUUCGUCUUCGGUUCCUUCGACAGUCCGACGGGAACGUCAGGGCCCUCACGGCAGCAGCAAGUGCCCAUCGGAAGCCCCCUCCCCGGGGUCCAGUGCUACGUUUUCGAAGCAGCGUCUGCGAAGUCACUUCAGGCAAUCGGCACUCCGGGCGAACUUUGCCUCGGCGGCGUCCAGUUGGCUCGCGGCUAUUUCGGAGAUGCGGCCAAGACAACAGAGAAGUUUGUGGCCAACCCUCUCUUCGGCCAAAAGAUGCAACGGAUGUACAAGACAGGUGAUGUGGUGACGUGGCUUCCGCAGGGACAGCUCCUCUACUUGGGCCGGAACGAUGAGAUGGUAAAGGUCCGAGGAUUCCGUAUUGAACUGACCGAGGUGGAGGCGGCCUUGGCAGCACUGGGCGCGCAGGCUGUGGCCGUGGCCGUCAAUCCGGCCAAGGAUGGUCUUUGGGCGUGGGUCACGCCCGAGAGCCUGUCCCCAACAACGUUGCGUUCUGAGCUGGCGAAGACCCUGCCGCAGUACAUGGUUCCGACCAGGAUUACAGCCCUGGAGAAGUUCCCCUUGAACCCAAAUGGCAAGAUCGACAAAUCGCGGCUGCUCACCGACAACAGCUCCGAGGUGUGCACGGAAGGCCCCGUCGUGGAGCCUCAGUCGCCGCUGGAGCAUCGCCUCUGCGCCACAGCGGCCGCGGUGCUUGGACUGGAGAGCUUGGGGGUCACGGCAGACUUGCGCAGCGCGGGCAUGACUUCACUGAAGGCAGUGCUGCUGUCACAACAGCUGCGGGACAUAGGUCUCACAGUACCACUCUCCAAGUUGUACGAGCUGCAAACUGUGAGGGCUCUGGCACAGCACCUGGCCAUGCAGGAGGAAGCAGUCCUCGGUGUGAGUGAGGAUGUGGAGCCUGGCCGGAGUGGUCAAAGGUGCGACCUUUGCCUCAGUGCUCAGAGAAGCUGCACAGGGCUCCUCCGUUCGGUUGCUAUGUUUUGCUGGCGGCUUGGUGUGUGGGUUUGGAUCAGCGGUGUGGUCAUUUGGCCUGCCAUGCUGCCCCUGAAACUCUCGAGCAAUCUGGCGCGAGGACCAGGAGCAGCUUGGGCGCUCUGCUUUCUGGUGCUUGUUGGAUACCCGCUCUAUCUCCUGCUGAUGGUCCUCCUGGUGAUCUGCACAAAGUGGCUGCUCAUUGGCAAGUACCGAGCAGGAACGAUUCCGGUGAACUCCUGGGCCUUCUUGAGGUCGUGGGCGGUGGACCGGCUGUUGGUGUUUGUGAACGAGCUCUGCCUCGGAGCCUUUCGAGGGGGUCCGGUGUACUUCGCGUACCUGCGCGCGCUUGGUUUGAAGGCCACCGGCUACUGCCGCAUUGACACGCGCUACGUCUCAGAGUUCGACCUGAUCGCCUUGGGGCGCUGCUGCGUUGUGGCCGAGGGCGCCAAGCUACGCCCUGCUGCUGCCGAGGCUGGGGAGCUGCAGCUGCGGCCGCUGGCUUUCGGCGACCACUGCGCUGUGGGAGAGAACGCCGUUUGCACUGCUGGCUGCGCAGCUGGCGACAAUGUGACCCUACAGCCUUUGUCCAUGUUGUCCGGCCGUACCGGUCGCACGUUGCCCGACGGCUCGGUGUGGAAGGGCGCUUUGUUGGUGCAGUCGAGGCAGCAGCCCAUUCGCGUGCCCGUAGGGUUCCUUUGUCAUGAUCUUCUCGGGGACGUCUUUGCUUUGCUCCUCACCCUCUUCCUGCAGACGGGCUGCAGCUUGGGCGCCUACUGCGUAUUUGGCCUGCUAGCGGAGGCCCAAGGCUUCGGCAUCAGCGACCCUUGGCGCUGGCAGGCCGAGCCGGAAGGCUUCCUCUUUGCAGCGACGUGGCUGCUGUUCGGUCCGCCAGUAAUGGCCUCUGCCGAUGUGCUCCUCGAUAUUGACCUGGCCGGACUGGCAGACCAGGUGAUGGCAUCGAUGGGCCUCAGCCAGUGGGAGUUCGGUUUCCGCCUGGCAGGUAUGGUGGUUGUGAGUUUCGCAGUGUACGGAUGGUCGCUGACCCUGAGCUCAGCCUGUCUUUGCAGGUACAUCCGUGGAUCCCGGAACUUGAACUCUUGGUUCUUCCAGGUGCGGCGUGUGGUGCUCAGGCUGACUUUCCCCCGAUACCCGGCGCAACUGGCGGGCACGUGGGCCUUGUCCCUCUAUUUACGACUUCUCGGUGGACAUGUUUCGCUACAUGCGACGGUGGCGGUGUCAGAACCACCGCUCGAGCCGAGGAAGCUACAUGUCGCAGAGGGGGCCCUGCUGCUCACCCACCAAGCUCUUGGGGAGUGCGAGGUUGGCAAAGGCUCCAUCGUUGGCGCCGGGGCGGUGCUACUUCCCCAUUCACAGGUGGAGGCUGGCGCGGUGGUUGGGGCCAUGUCGGUCGCUGGCCGGCCUGUGCGAUCAGGCUUGCAACUGGUUGGCAAUCCUGGAGUCAUCAUGAGGAUGGCGACCCUGGGCCAGGAGCCGGUCGCUGGCUGGGCACGCCACUGGGUGCGGAGGUCUGUGAAGUUUGCAUAUCCGCUGCUGGCGCCGAUGUUCCUGCAAAUGCUGCUGUUGACCACUUUGCUGCCUGCUAUGUAUGUCCUCACCGUACUGCUCAACAUGCUCAUGAGAUCAGAGAAGGGUUCAGGACUGGUGCUGGCUGCUUCGCUGCCGGCGGCGUACGUUGCGCUGGGAUGGUGCUUGUGUCUGCUGGCUGUGCUGGUGCAGCGCUUGGUUUCCGCGUCUGUGAGCAGCCGGUCCUGGCGUGCGUUCGGGUCAGCGCGCCACUUCCUGACCACGUUUUCCGAGCAGCUGAGCGCAAUGUCCAUCGCGAUUUUCAUGGGCAUGGCUUUCGGGUCACCCGUAUACAACCUCUGGCUCAAGGCCAUGGGUGGCCAUGUGGCCUGCGAUGCACUCUUGCUGACUGCUGUAGUGGGCGACUACAACAUGCUCACAGUCGGCCAGGGGGCUUCCGUCGACAAGGAGGCCGUCCUGUCCGGCAGACGCCUGCUGCCGGGCCCACAGGGCACUGGGUUUUACACUUGUUCCGGUCGGGUGGUCAUCGGACCUGGCAGCAGCGUGUCACAUUCGGCUGCAGUGGUGGCAGGUGAGACAGGUGGCAGCUUCGACACGCCUUCCGGCGCAGACGCUGGCCGUCGGUCUGCCGCCUCAGGCAUUUCCAUGGUCCAAAGCGAGCUUGGUGAAGCCCAGCGCCAGACCUCUGCCCCGAGAGCUGCGACCGCCGAUCCUGCUGCCCAUCUUCGUCAGUCGGGCAAUCGGCCGCAUGAAGGUGGAGAAUUCGCACCAAUGGUCACUGGGUCCACCGGGUUCUUGGGAAGGAGCAUCGUGGCGGCCUUGCUGGAGACUCGGGCAUGCAGCCGGAUCUUUUGCCUGGUGCGGGCGGCGGACACAGCGGCCGCACGGCACCGCGUGCUGGAGGCAGCCCGGAAGGCGGGCGCCGCUGCCGCCGACCUUGACAUUCUCGAGGCCGUGCCAGGCGACCUCCAGCAGCGCAACUUCGGCCGGCCCUUUGCCGAGGUGCAGCGGCUGGCAGGCCGUGUGACGCACGUGCUCCAUGCAGCAGCGAAGGUGAACUUGACCGAGCCCUUCGAUCUCAUGAAGAAGGACAACGUGGAUGCCACAGCUCACCUUCUGGAAUUCUGUUGCAUUUCCAGACCCAAACCAUUUCAUCACAUCUCAACCAUGGGCAUUCUGACGCCAGAUAUGCUGGACCGGCAUGGCACGGUGCGGGAGAAUGCCGCGCUGGGUGACAUCCGUGCCCUACCGCUCUACGGCACUGGAGAUCAGGCCAAUGGCUACCCUCAGAGCAAAUGGCUGGCAGAGGUGAUGGUUCUGGAGGCUGCUCGACAAGGCCUACCAUGCUACAUCCACCGGCCUGGUCUCAUAGGUGGCAAUUCCAUGACCGGUGCGGCAGCGGAGGAUGUUUUCUUCCAUUUCUUGGCGGAUGUGCUGAAACUCCGGCGGCUGCCCGCAAUGGAGGGUCGCAAGUUCAACGUGACGCCGGUGGACUGGGUGGCCAAGGCCAAUGAAGAGUUCAUAUAA
Molecule: messenger RNA, 10716 nt
Organism: Symbiodinium natans
Lineage: Eukaryota; Dinophyceae; Suessiales; Symbiodiniaceae
Source: the annotation of a GenBank genome assembly